GACAAAAUGGCGGGAAAUUUUUCUGUUAUCCUCUUGUCAAUUUCGGAGUCAUGUUUUGGUUGAGUUUUGGCUAAAUUAUCCUUGGAAUCAUGCCUUCUCAAGCAAGUAGCAGUGAUUCAAACGAUCUUGCUUCGAAAUAUAGUCAUUUGUUGCAGCCGAUCCGCGAUCUGACCAAGAACUGGGAUAUCGAUGUCGCCGCGCAGUUGGAAGAGUACUUGGCCGAGGUUAGGAUUAAUUGGUGUAUUAAAGCUUAAAGAAAACCGAUUUAAAGUCAAAAUUUGAAAACCCAUGUAUCUCCGAUGUCCAUUGCUUAGCAAGUAGCCAAAUAAUAAUUUGCUAUAAAUCUGACCGAAGGGUUUUUCUAUUAUGUAGAUCAAUUUGAGUCGAGGUCAUUCACUGUUCAAUUCACAAGUUUUUUAUAGUAGUUGUAGAUCGAAUCAGAAGCAUAUAAAUCUGAUCUUGUAAAUUUAUAAUAUAGUAAGCAAGGAAUUGUUUUGUAGACAACUCAUUCGAAUGUUUAUAAUUUAGGAUUCAUCCACGUUGACAAACUCGUAAGUUGUAAGUAGCCACCUUCUACAUACAGCAAAAUAAGCAGUCCCACUGGAAAUUUGUACUGCUCAGUAGCAGCCUUCAUUUGAAUGACAAAACGUAGCAGAUUUCAUCAAUAGACUUAAAAGUUAAAACUACCUUGUUCAGCAUAGUAAACAGUACUGCAGAAAAGUACUGUUCUGUUCCUUUCAUUUGAAUUGUCAGACUUAAGGUGAUGUUAGACGGUGAAAUUGCACAAAAAUUUUGAUCACUUCAACACAACAACUGUUUUUAGUGCAACACAACAUUGCAGUGCUAGAACAAUGUUUUGACCAUUUGAAAUAAUGUCACAACAAUGUUGUAACGCUGUUUUGUGCUAAAAAUCAUCGUUGCGAAUCAUCUCCUGUAUUAUCACCUUUAAGGAUUUCAUCCACAGACUCAAUACUUAGGAUCACCUUGUAAACCAUCACAAAAAGUAACACUGUUCAAUAAUGGAAACUAGUUGUUUUGAUUCAUUGUCGUUUCAAUGCUAUUCAUUUCAAUACAAAAUCAAGCGGUGAAAUUGCACAAAAAUUUUGAUCACUUCAAGUAUAGUUUGCUCAUGAACAUGAAAUCAUUUUUGUUGAACUGAAUAUUCUUUGUUCUUUAAAUUAAGUGCGUGAAACUAUUAAUUACAACUGAUUGAAUAAAAUUGUAUUGAAACAAAUUUGUAUCGAAACAACCAGAAACCACAGUAACAAAUUCAAGGAUUUCAUCUGCAGCUGUGAUCAUAUAAGCUAUUAUUCAUGUUGAUGUUGCAUUUGGAAUAGAUUGAGAGGGACCUUGUUGUAAUGACAAGAUCCCACUGCCUCCAAUUAAAUAUUCAAAUGUGAUGUGUCUGAUGUUGUUUCAGAUUGAAAGGAUCAAAAUAUCCUUUGAUGGAGGCAAGACUAGCAUGAAUUUUGCAGAAGCAGCUCUCCUUAUCCAAGGUUCUGCUUGUAUCUACAGCAAGAAGGUAUAAUACAGAUCGGAAUCUGUAUCCUAACAUCUUAGUCAGAAAAUUAUGAAACAAUUAACAUACAUGCAUUUUUGAAUUCAUCAUUCUGAUUAUUAUUGUCAGAAUUAUACAGGUUUUUGUCCAACUUUCAUAAAUACGUGUAUUAUGAACAUGGUUCACUUGUGGAUGUGUGAGCUCAGUACUGAAAUAUUUUGCUGUUGGGUGACAUGACAAUGUAUCUUUCUUGGAACCUUGUAUAAAUUACUACAUGUAGGAUCAUGUAUCUUUUGGGGGACUGUUGAUUGAUAUAUUGGCUGCUAUGUUGGCCAACACUUGGUCGACUCUCGACCAAGAUGCCAGUCGAGUAUUUGCUGAGUAUCGACUGACAUUUUGGUCAAGUGGUGUUUUCUUGUCGGUCAACAGAUCGACCGACAGUCGGUCAAGAUAGCAUCAGUAGUUUCUCGGCAAUGUAUCGGUGAAUCGUCGGUCGAGUAUCGGUGAGGUAUCAGUGGUGUAUCAGUCGACAAUUUGCAUCGCCUACAAUCGGUCGAUAUAUCGGCCAAGUGAUAUUUACUUUCGGUCGAGUAUCGGCCAUCAAAUCGGUCGACAGUCAGCCGCGAUAGCAUUGGUAGUGUGUCGCAAGUGUAUCGGUGAACUGUCGGUCGUCGAUAAGUAAGGUAUCGGUGGUGUAUCUGUCGACAAUUGCUAUUGCUUUCACCGUAUGCUUUGCCCUUUGUUACAAGAUUCCUGACUUCAGCUGACACCCAAUAGACACUAAUGCUUAUUACGCAUAUUGGUUUCAGCUGAUAAUGGGUUGAUCGCCAGCAAUUUGUUGGCAAAGUACUGGCCGACUAUCGACUGAUAGACUGUAGCAGUCAAGUACCGGCCACAUAUCGGAUGAGAUGCGGCCAACUCUCAACUGACAGUUGCGACCAAGGUAUCGGCUGUUAUGUCGGCCAAGUGUCGGUGAUAUGUCGACGAUCCAUUGUCAAAGUAUCAGCCGACUAUCCACCGAUAGACUGCAGCAACCGAGUAUCACCAGCAUAUCGGUCGAGAGUCGACCGACUGUCGACCAAAAUGUCAGUCAAGAGUCGACUGAGUAAAUCGGCCAAUAUAUUGAUUGACAUUCAACCGAGAUGUUGGCCAAUACAUCAAUCAACAGUCCCCCAAAAGAUACAUGGUCCAAUUAAUAAUCUUAAGCAAGCCAAGUGAGCAAGGUACAGACUGUAUAAUAUUAUAUUCAUGUCAAAUUAGGGAUGGUAGUUGUGGUUCAGACAUCUUUUUCAAGUCUAGUUCCCUUUCUAGGUGGAGUAUUUAUACACAUUGGUUUAUCAGACGUUGGAUCUCAUUGCAAGUAAAAAGUGAGUUAAACACUUCCACUGCUGGGAAUCUGUUAGACCUUACAUGUCUCUACUUUAUCUUUGUCAUGAUAAAUAACAUUAAGAUGGAAUCCAUCAGGAAAUUGAGUAAUUUUAAUUUUCAGUGGACAAAAACCUUGCACCAGAAUAAUUUACACCAUAUUGCAUUCUUUUUUACAUUUUUCAAGGGCUAUAGAUAUAAUCAGGGUUGUCAGAAAGUUUUGAAGUAGAUGGCUGAGUUGUCAAAGUAAGCAGCCAGUCCAGGGAUAUUUUUUUAAAAAACACCAUCCAUAAAGAAAUGCGAAGCAGAGUAGCCGGCCGAUUCUAACCAAGUAGGCGGCGAUUUUUGCCGGCAGCUGGCUAUUUUUGACAACCCUGUAUAAUUACAUGUAGUUAUCUGUAAUAACACCAAAGACAAUUUCUAAUGGGAGCCAGCCAAGAUAAUUCACAGGAAUUGUGAAAAAGCAGGUAAAAAUUCAUUUGCAGAUUUCAUUUUAGUCCAUUUUGUGAAUUGAAAUUCAUUUUCUCAGGCUCCCAUGAGAAAUUUGAAGUUUGAAGCUUAGAUUUUAAUUGCUUUUUAGUCUCCUAAAACAGGUCAACCUGUUUUACUGAUUGCCUGUUAUGGUAUUGUGCUUUGCCAGGCGACUUCAGCAAGCAUCGUCAGUGGAUGAUCAGGGCAAAGACAAAGAUGCCUCAUUCAGAGAUGACAGUGUAGAGGUGUUGACCGCUUUUCAUUGCAACUCCAUUCAAUUACUUGGUUUGCUUUGAUUUUGAUAAAAAGCUGGCCCCUAACAUGUUGCAGUUGAAUCACCUCAAAAUUACCAGUGGGGCUUAUACACUGUAAAUUCAACUGACCAACAAAAAUUACAUUAAUGUAUAUGUAUGGUACACAUACAUGAAGCCUGCCUGUUUUAGAAUAAUAUAUAGUGCUUAGAAUAAUGUCAUUUCCACUAGUUGCACUCAGGCAGUGCAGUCAAACCUUCCAUAUGCAGACACCCCUAAGACUUGAGGAAAUGUAUGCUUAGGGGAGGUAUCCUUUGUCACCCUUGGAACCAAAAAGGUUUCCGCUUUAAUAGGUAUGUAUUUAAGGGAGAUUUUAAAUGUGGUGUUUGUAUUUAGUGGGGACCAUAACUAAGUGUCCCUUCAAGAUGUGUACCAUUCAGCAGAUGUUCAACAGUGUGCAAAGAAAGUAGUGUACAAUAGCCCAGGGUUAGUGGAUUUUGCUGUUGGGCUAUAGUACAUGUAAAUUCUGUUCAUAACUUUUGCAAUGGGCCAUUGAAGUUUUCAGGUGCAUCCUGCUGGUCAAUAGUUUUGGGAGGCCUACAUGUGUAGUUGAAAUGACUUUUGGGGUACAGCUGUAGUACAUGUUAGCUACAACUUGCCUGACUGACAUUCUUUGCACCCUGGUUCAACAAUGUCAAAGUGGUGGAAUAUUUUCCUCAUGUUUUUACCCAGUAACUUAUGAAGCCAGUGUGUUGUAAUAUUAUUCUAUUUCUUUCAGUUCUUGAGUUUAGAUGACAUUAAAGAGGCAAAAAAUAUUGACUUGAAGGAGGAUGAAGAUGGUUCUAAGAAUGAGGUAGGUUAAACUUUUAAUCUGAGACCAUUUCUUUGGGUGUUUCAUGGUUUUAUAGAAACUAUUGUUGGUUUACUUUUGUGUUGUGGUGUAUAAUGGUACUGGUUUAAAGUAAAUUCAUGUACAAAUUUUUUAACCUGGGUUGAUUCUAAAUUGCCUCAUCUCCCAGCCCUAAUUAUUCAUGAAUUAGGGUUAGGAGAUAAGGAAAUUGAGAAUCAACUUAGGUUAAAAAAAUCUAAAGUAACCUGAAUUUAAUUUUGACCUUUAACAUAUACAUCUAAAUCAACAAAACUCAGAAACCCAGGUAUUGUUUAGGGUACAUGACAGCCUCUAUUAAUCAAAACAAAAUACAAUACGUGGUAAAUAACUGUGUUGCUACUGUGAUGCCAAGUGAAAAUGUGGCUAAACUAGAAUUUUAUCCGACUGUUAACCUACGUGUAAAGUCGUGGUAUUCCUGUCUAUGGUAAAAUUACUAUAUCCUAGGUACAAAACACAUGAUAAAUAUUACGAAAUCUCUUGUGUUUAAAAAAUUACUGUACUGCCGUACUAGUCCUGCAUCCCAACAUGACGCCUUGUUUUGAGUUUUAGAACUGCAUCAGUCGUCUCAACUGAUGCACCCAGUAUUCAAGUGUCUUUUCAACCUUUUGUAUUAUGUCAUUUGGUGAUCACACCCAUCCAGACACUAGGAAACUACCUUUUCUCAGUCUUUGUUGAAAAUUACUCGUACCAUCUUUCUCAUUAAAGAUCUUGAAUAAUAUUGUUUCUUCUCAUUUUUUGACAGGGUUCACAAAUUGUCCCUAGAACUCCACUUGCUUUGCUUCCCUUAGGAGAAAAGGACAAACAAGAUGUACUUUUAAGGUUUGUUUUAAGUCACCUUGGUGACUUUCUAUCAUUUCAGUAAACAUACAUUUACAACUUUGUAAUAGUAAAUUAUCAGACAGAAUAUUUUUUGAAUAUAUUGGUUUGGUUACUUACUCCACACUUUGUCAUAAACAAGUUUGCUGUAUUGUUUAAUUUAAUCUUUGGUUAUUUUUUUUUUUCAAAUCAGAAAUAUUAUUGUCUUUCAAACUAUUUACAUGUAGUUUGGUUUUUUCUGUUGUUUUGGUUUUCUUAUCCAAAAUAUGCAGUUGACUCAACCCAAUAACAUGUACAGGUAUAUGUUGUAGUUAGUUUUUAUCUCAAGUUAUUUUUGUUUUUCUUUUGUUUUGGGGUAUGGUAAUGACUAUGCUAAUGAAGUUCAAACAAAAGAAAAAUUAAAAUUACCUGAGAUAAAAAAUUAACUACAACAUGUACGUGCCAAGAAAGUUUUUUUUUUAACUUAGUUCUUUGUUGUUUCAUUUUCAGUCGCACUGGUGAGGUUCUUGGAAGUCGAAAUGAUUUCAAGGUACAGCAUGUAGUUAACACAAUUAAUUCCCCUUUUCCCUUGAAAAAUGACGAAAUGCUUGUGAUUUAGCCUUGUUGUGAAUGUGAUUGUGGCAUUAAAAUAAAUGUUCUUGUGUACUCUACUAACCAAAAAGAUAAUGCUAGAGUAAAAGUUUGCAUUGGGGUUUAUUGCAGUAAAAUCAGCACUCACUCCACGUGUAUGGUAGCCUGCACUACAGACAAAACUGAAAUCUGGUUAAGUCCAUCUGCGAAACAGUGCUGAAAUCCUUGUUCUGGGGUUUAUUGCUGUAAAAUCAGCACUCACUCCACGUGUAUGGUAGCCUGCACUACAGACAAAACUGAAAUCUGGUUAAGUCCAUCUGCGAAACAGUGCUGAAAUCCUUGUUCUGGGUCCCCACCUGUGCACCUGACAAUUUGAGUACACACCAUGAUUGGCUUGUUAAAAAAGCCAUUGUCGAUUUGCCAAUCAGGUUGAAAGGAAAUUUGAACGCACUUCUAGUCUGUAGGAGGCCCAGAACAAGGAUAUUGGUGCUGCUUUGCAGACAUUACCAACCAAGGUUAAAUUAUUUCUGCAACACAGGCUUCUUCUAUGGCCUUAGACUCAAAUGCAUAGCCAAUCACGUGGGCAAAUGGGUGGUGGAACCCAUAGUUUAAAGCUAAAAAAAGCGUGGAAAUUGCUUACAUGUAGUCAUCUCACCCAAAUGGCAGGAUGAUCCUUGUCUUGGUUUAUGAUUUACCUAGAGGGCAGGCCUGCCUGGACCACUGUUUAUUGGACAAGUACAUUGUGAAGAGUUACUUAUGUGUAGGAAAAUCUGGGGACUUUUUUCAAGCCCUACUCUUGCACCUUUAACAUGGAACUUACAGUGGGCACAGUGAAGACUUUCUGGUAAUUGUUUCAAUUCUUGUUAACAGAUGAACACCUGUACAGUCCACGCUUCUGGGACUCUACUGCUGGAUAUGACACACUUGGCUUUAUUGGACAGUUCCUUCAAGCGACUGAUGACUUCUACGCCAUCAGAUGUGCAUGGUUAGUUUUCCCAGAAAUGUGUUCUCAGGAAAUAUCCUUAUGUUGUAAGAUCAUCAAAAAACCUCAGAAGAAGAAAAAUGUAAUUUAAAGUAUAAACUACAUACAAUUGCCAGAUUCCCCACCAACUAAUUGCCUAAACCUGGUUACUUGAAAAUUAAUUACAACCCUGUGUUACUCAACCAAUAUUAUUAUAUAUUUUAAUUAUUACACUUUGUUCAAUCUGUAUUCUUUUCAGAACCUGGGACUGCAAGUGGAAAACAAGCUGCCAAUCAAGUUGUGCCGAGUGAUGAUGCAAAUUUUGAGGCUGUGGAUCUGCCUGGUCUGGAAUUUUCCCUUCUUUUUAGUCACUCCAUUAUACUUUAUAUCACCAACAGUUAUAUUUGCAGCUCUGGCAAAUACCUGUGAUAAGAAUUUACAAGAAUUAGGGCUGCAAAAAAAAAAAUUGGGGAGACCAUGCAGAAAUCAAUAGACAGUUAAAUGUUUAUGGCAAAUGGGAGGUUCAAGUUGAAUUUUUCUUUAGUUGGGGGAUGAGCAGGUAAAAACGGUACCAAAUAAUUCUUAUGGAUAAGCUUGACAUAUAUAAAACUACAAAAAUAUUUUUGUAUAAAUACUGUAAAAUGAUUAUAGUACACAACACUUGGUCCCCUGAUUGAUGUUUGCCAUCUGCAGUAAAUCUGAUUCUAAAUCUCUCUGAUGUCAGAUGAAAUCCCGACAAUUAUGACAUGAUGACUCAACAGAACAAAAUAAUACAAAAGACUUUUGAAGUUACAGAUUUGAAUAGUACUUAAAGAAACUACAUGUAAAAGUUGGCAAUUACACAGUGAUUUAUGCCAAACAAUAAUAAAUUAUUUACUUUUCUUGUUUGUCCAACUAAAGAUUAACGGUCUCUUGCCUUAACAUUAACAUCCUUUCUUAAGAAAAGAAUAAAUUAUUUUGCGGGCAUGUGGAUGGUCAUGGAGACAUGUGGUUUAAACUUUUGAUUCUGUGGGAUGUGAAUUUUAUUAUUUUGUCAAAUACAAUGUAUCCAUUAAAAUGAAUACCCCUUGGCAAUACUUUUUGUAUGGAAAUUUUGUCCUUUCAUAUGGUCCUUUUUGAGUAAACAAAUUUUACACAAAAUUACAUAAAAAAACAAGUGUGAUAAGCAGUUUCUUCUUAACCUUUUCAUUAUAAAUUAUUAUGUUGAAUGUUACGAUAAAACUCAUGACAAAUUGUGCAAGUCAUGUACUUUUUACUUUACAACACUCAAGUCAAUGUGUAAUUUUUAUCAGCAGGCAUUAAUUUUGGUCUUAUUGCUCAUUAGAAGUUGAUGAUGACUUUGAAGCACCUCAGCUUAUGGACGAGGAUGUGUUUUAUGAUGAUAAUGGAGCUUCUGAUAAUUAUUGCAGUGGAAAUGGUGGUGAAAAUGAGGUAAAGUUGGGAGUUUCCCCAAGCUUCUGUUUCAAAGAAGAGUAUAAGUUUGUAAGCAUUUUCUGUCUGGAAUAAUGUUUUUUUUUUAUUUGUUGAAUAUUUCCCAUGUCUCAUGACAAGAUCAACAUUCUAUCCAUCUGAAGCAGAUGGAUAGUAGAACAUGUUGGUUGAUUCAAACUCAUUCAUACAAACUUAGCUGAGACAGAUGUCAAACUAUUCAUGAACUUAAUGUGCCCAGUUUAGUUUGUCUCAUGAAAAGGUUGGGGUUUGGCCAUGUCCUACUAGAUUUAGUAGUGUUAAAACGUACUGCACAUGUAAGUUGAGUCUUUUCCUUGAUACUAAUAAAGGAUAUUCAAGAAGAAAGGAGAGCAUUGAGAGCAAGAGCAGAACCACAACCCAAGCAAGUACAAAACUUACCUGUAAGUACUUCAUUCAUAACUCCAACUUGAGAUCAUAAAUAAUGUUUCAUACUCCUUUAACUCCUUAGCCCAUAAUUGUUCUUAAUGUAGUCUGUCAAUAAUUUUUUUGGCAUUUUGCAUGAAGCAAAUAAGCCAUAGUGAACUCACUCAUAUUUAAAGAUGCUUGAUGCAAAACAGGAAGAACGUGUUUGAACCUCAGUGGGCAUUGAUAGGGUCAAUAUUCCUAGAGGCAUCUACAAAACCUGAAUCAGACAAGAUUAGAUCAAGUUUUGACCUUCACUAUAGGGAAGGAAUCAAUUAGGGAUAGGGUCACAGGGUGAUAAUUUGGUCUGAUCCAGGUUUUGUUAAAGGCUAUUGUGGAGACAUGAUUCAUGAAAAUGGAUAUUUUAAGAUUAUUGUAUGACCUCUUAAAUGACGCUUUCUCUGUCAGCAGCCCAUUCACAUGACAUUAUAUUCUCAGUAUUUUAUGAUAAAGUAUAAUAUAUACUUUUACUAAAUUGACUUUUAGACAGUCGAGCAAUGCAUGUAAUUGUACAUACUUACAGUUUCCAUAGAAAAUGAAAGUAUUUUACACAUAUUAAUUUUGGUUCUUUAAUUGAAUUGAUAAAGUGAAUUUGCCACUGUGAACAAUGCAAAAUUAAAAAUCAUUUGAUUGACUCUUGACAAGACAGCUGCAGUGAAAAUUUCAAAUGUUUGCACCAUUUGCACUUCUGAAGAGCCACAUGUACAGUACCUUGAGAGUACACAGUACACAUGCGAUUACUGUAGAAACAGUAUUAUCUCUUGACUAAGCCAUACAAGAAUUUCAGUUGCUAACUAUGAACACUUGCUCUGUUGUAACUCUCUUCUCUAUUUUUGUUCUAAGUUUAAAGAUCACUGGAAAAUGAUGGAUCCACAUGACCCAGGAAUAUCAAAAAAUAAGCCUUUUAAGAAAGGUGAGCAAAACUUUUACUUGGCCGUUGUCCUGUGUAGAGCUACAUCACUUUCACUGUUAAUGUACUAACAGCUAUUUAAUCCUGCUGUGUUUUCACCUACAGUCUCAGUCGAAAUUGUUGGGACACUUUGCUGUCUUCUUGCCCUCCCAAUGUUGGUGUGCAAGAUUUGGUGAGUUACCUGUGAUAAACAACAUUGGGAGGACAAGGAGAUGAGCCAAAGUGAAAAAAAAAACAGUGAGUUGGGUGGAAGUGUCCCAGCUAUUUUUGUCUGAGAUUGUAGUUAUUGGCUGCCUUAGUUGAUAAAGCCUGACUAUCAACAUAACUCAUACCCACCCUUUUUCAUAAUAAUAUUAUUUUAUACUCUGUACGUCUAUUUUGUUAUCCUUACGUGGGCAGGGGCAUAACUUUUUCUAAGCCGUAUGUAAACUACAGCUUAGAAAAACUGCAAUAACACUGAAUCCAAAUUAUUUACCAAAAUUUUCAAAGACUGCGCACAAGUUGGUCUCUGCAAACUGUACAUGUACUGCCAGUGGUUAACAAAAUGGUGAAACUGCAUCAUGGCAAACCCUUGUACCCCAUCCUUGUUAAUUUUACCAGUAAAAUGUGACAGGACUCCAAAGGAUCUGCAAACAUGAGGUCAAUUUUAGUAACAUAAUAGGUGCAACAAGAUGCAAAUAAUUAUGUAAGUUGCUUAUCAGAAAUGUUGGACGUUGAAAUUUGCAGGCAAACCUUUCAAGAAACCUUCCUCUUUAGUAUCACAACAACACAAGAAGAAACGUAAACGACAAGGAGAUAGGAAGGAACCAACACUUAUUCCAAUAAAUCAGUUUAUAUCCCAAGCAUGUAUGUUGACUGGUUUUUUUUUAUUUAUUUUACUGUAGUACAGUUGUAAGAUUUGAAGUUAUCAUGAUGGCUUAACCGUGGCAGGACCAGCUCAGUCAGAGGAGCACCUGACUGCAGAGUUGCUGGUCGCGGGUUUGAUUCCCCGGGCCUGACCAGUACUCAGGGUGUUAAAAUAACUGAGAAAUGAAGGUACCAUUUUUGCACUGCAAGUGGCUAGACCUUCGCCUGGCUCAGAUGACCACAUAAAAUGCCGGCCGUGUCUCCAGUUGGAGACAUAAAAAUAGUGCAUCCAAUUAGUACUUUCGUGCUUAAUACAUUGACACUGACACUGAAAUAAAAUACUUUCUUUAAUCUAGGCAAGAGUUUCUUCGCCUUUAUGUACCAUCAUUUUUUUAUUGUUUAUUGCAGUUUAUUCACAUGCAUCCAAAAUGCUAAAAAAUCCACUCAAAACUCCAGCAUUCCCAGGUUUGUGGUAAAAUAUUAAUAAUUAUUUGCAUUUAACAUUAUGUUGGGUUUUGUGUGACCUGCUAGAACUAUGACAGCUGCCUUUCAGGUCAGUUCAGGGUUGUUAUUGAGUUUCUAAGUCCAUGUAGAGUCAGGUCGGAUGUAAAAGUAGGCAGCCUGGCAAUCCAGCGCUGAAGGUAAUUUUAGACUUUAACUCUCAACUUGCUCUCUUUUCCCAUUGGCAAGUGCAUUAGAUUCUGGGAAGUGUUUUCUCCCCAACCAUUUCUUAGCCCGUUGCUGGCUUUUAAUGAGAACCCUUAACUUUUAUUACUGAUCUCAAUGACAUGAUGUCUUUCAGAGUUUGAAUACUUGUACUGGAUAGAGUUUAGAAGGCAGCAAAAAGUACAAGCAAAACAGAAACAGCUUCUUGUAAGUUAGCUACAGUUUUCAAUUUCCAGGUCAUUGUCAGAGUUAUAAAGCUUGGUAGGCGUGUUUGUGUGAACAAAUUGUACCAAAAGUUCUGAGACAAAAUGUUUGUAUCAUUUGUGGAAUUUUUCCAUAAAAGCUUUCACAUUUUGGAUUGUUUAAACACUUUCAUUGUCAGGUGGCAGCUUUCAAUUUGACUUGUAUGAUGACUUCAGCUUGAAUUAUCAAUCACUAUGAAGUCCUCGCGUGAGGAAAUGGCCAACUUUUUGUGAAGCCACCACUAGUCUCCCCACAAAAUAACAUCUGAGAUUGCAUACUGAUGAUGUGUUACUACCAAGAUCUGGGUAGUGCUUCCCAUUGUUCCUGUCACAAGAGAAAUUUGCGUCCAGUGAAUUAGCUCUACCCAAAUUUAGGUAGUGACACAUCAUCAGUAUAGAAUUUCUGUGGAAAAUCCUCAGACAUCAGUUUCCAGGGAAAUAAUUGGUGGCAUCGCAAAAUGUCAGUUUUCGUCUCAGGCUAAUGUAGUCCCAUGUAUAGUCCUAUCUAUUCUACCGGCUCUUCAUACAAAUGAAGGGGGGGUGUAAAACCAUUCGACUAUAGAGAGUAGGAACUAGUAAUAACCAAAGGUUAUGGAGUGCAGGCGACAACAAUCAAAGGUCAAAACACUCUUGCUCCAGCACUAUGCUUUGCUUGAGUUUGACGUGACAGAUAGUCAAAACACACAUGAUCAGAUUGUGAGUGAGAGAAAGUUCAAAUGCAUGUGAUCAAAUUGCAUUAUCUUCAUUCCAUACAUUCUUAGUGGUAGUCCAAAUGACUGCUGCCUACAUACAUGCGAUGCAUUCUAAUGACAGCCUGGAGAUUAGGAUUGCGGGCUCCUCUUGUCGCCCGUGAUAAUUUUAUUGAAUUUUGGCUGAAUUAUUUUUCUCCUUUGUCCCUGUGCUGUUUUAGUCCCUGCUUGCCACUGAUGAUGAAAUUGAAGAACUGAAAUCCAUUGUAGCUAAGUCAGAAGAGAAUGAAAACGUUGAAAAUGAGGAGCAAGCCUUUGGUAUGUUAAUAUUACUGGCUACAACUAAAAUGAUCCGUAAAGUUCUUAAAAAAUUUUUUUUUUUGCUGCUAAUGAUUUUAUAAGAUAACGAUGGUCAGGAUGGAAAGAAGAUAAAUUUUUCAGAUUGCCCUUGUUGCAAGUUGUUACCACCAUAGACCAACAACAAUUUUCUCCUAACAAGUAUCUAUACAUUGUCCAAAGAUAAGUUAAUGAGAAUUAAUAAAAUGAUCAAAGAGAAAAUGCCAUGAUCUUUUAUCCAAUUCUCUCAACUAAUUCUUAAAGGAGAUGUAUAUAGAUCAGUUUGGAGAAUUUGUAUGUGGAUGUUGGGGCUUAAAGGGUUAACUAAGGAAAUUGAAGGUAGAUUCCAGUAGACCAACCACAAAAACUACAGGCUUCGUAGUGGUCAUGGAAAACAUAGCAAGUCAUGAAAUUUUAGAAUUUCUUUUACCUGGCCUGGAAAGUCAUGGGAAAUUUAAGUUGUUAUUGGUAGAUUAGUUCCCACAGAUGUCAAAGCAAGAACAAUGUAAGAUAAGUCUGGUGUACAUUUGUAUUUAAAUUCCUACCCUGCUUGCCACUAGAAAUCCAGUGGCUCAGUGGUUAGAGCAUCCAAACUAUAACUCGGAAGGUCAUAAGUUAGAUUCUCAGCUGAAGCUCGGAAAAUUUUUCUGGGCUUUCUGGUGUUUGAAUUCUUCUCCUUCUUUAAUAGAGACAAGCAAUUAAACAGCGCAAACGACACCCAUUUUGGUGGAAACCAUACCUUUUGUCUGUUGAACUGACAUGUAGGUCAAAAAAUACCUUAAAACAAGAGAAUUUAAUAAUUUUUUUGUAAAUGACAGCUAAACUUAAGGUCAUGGAAAACUGGAAAAGGACAAUGAAAAAAGCCAUGGAAUUUAAAGAGCUUAAAAGAGUCUGAGCCCUGGGCUACCAGCCAAAUGGUAUGACUUUCUUUGUAUGCUGGAUGAUGUUUGUCUAUUGCUUCUAAGGUGGUGAUAAUGAUGAUGACGAUGAUGACAAUGAUUUUGAUGGUGGAGCUGGGGAUGAUAAUUUCCUUGGAGAUGCUGAUGUUCCAGACCCAGUGGAACCUAUGGGUAUGCUUGACAAGAUAAUUAACAAUUUUUUGCCGAAGCCGAAGGUUGAGGCAAAUAAUUGAUCUGUGAGACACUGACAAAUCACGAUAUUUUGCAAUAACUGAGUUCAAUAAUUAUUUUAUCAUUCAAUCACUGAGUUUGUUUUUUUUAAUGAAUAUCCUUGGGAAGCGAAGUGAUCUGCCAUUUUCAUGCAAGAGCGAUCGCAAGAAGGAGAAAGGCACAGUUUCCUUUAUGCAUGAGAAGAAUAUCAUUUGCAGCCAAACACUGUUGGAAGCAUUGCACAUGAGCAGACCAUUAUUUGUAGGCAGCUAUUUGCAGGUCACGUGGUGGGCUCUCGGCCAAUGAAAAGAAAGAAAAAUUUCCUUCGAAUGAUAAUAAGAAUUAUUCUUAGCAGCUGGAUAUUAAUAUAAUGCAGUUGUCUCUUCAUUUUUUUUUUCGUUUUUAAAAAUUGUUCAAAGCUCCAAUUUCAAUUCACAGCUUUAGAGGAACCUUCAGAUGGCAUUGUUGUUUCAAGCUAUGAAGAACUGGUACGAAAGUAUGUGGUAAGUCAUCUUUACUGCAGGAACUGUUCAUCUAACUGUAUCAGCUCAAAUUAAAACCAUUGCAUGGGUUUACAUGACCUAUUAGGUGUUAACCAUUUUCCCUUCACUAAUGUGGAGUUUGGACACAGUGUGAGCCAGUGAGCCAUGCAAGUCUUGUGAAAAAAUACAAAAAAUCGAAAAAGUAAUAAUACGAAAACGCUAACUGAAAGCUGACCAUUGUAAAUGUAACCCUAAUUGUAAGUGUAACCCUAAUCAAUGCUUAACCCUAAUCAGUAAAAUUCAUGUUCUUAACUCUACUCGUAAAAUGAGUGCUUAACCCUAAUCAACGAAAGUUGACCAAGCAGAGUGCAAAGAAAAUCAUUUUUACAGCUUGCCAUUCAGGCGUCAUUUCAACUAGCCCCAAAAACUUUUUGACCAGCAAAAUUGAUUUCACAGUUCUUGAUGUUAUUCGAAUCUGUCAAAAGCCAUCACUUGCCCGUUGGGCAAGUUAAAAACAGAAUUCACUAGCCCGAUAGCAAAAUCCACUAGCCCCAGGCUAUUGGACACUACUUUCUUUGCACGCUGCCAAGACUGUGUAAUUGUGUAGCAAUUCCUGCAGCAACACCUCACAUGCUGGCAAGUACAAAACACAGGUCACAAGUGCAGGUCACUGCUCUAUUGAUAAAUAACAUGUUCAAAAUUUACAUUACAUUGCAUUGUCCAAUAACUCCCCUACACAGGAUGGCUACCUAAUGGAGGCACAGCAAUAUGCUCAGGAGACAGAUUUGAGUAGAAGAGUUAGAGACUGGGAGGACAGAAUUCUUCCUGUUUUAUCUGAAGAGGUAAGUCAGUAUAAGCUGCAAAUUGAAUCAAGAGAUAUUCAAGUUAGUUAAGAUGCUUUAUACAAUAGCUGAUACCAGGGUUCUCUGAAAAAAUUUUAAAUAACUGACGAAAAAAAAAAUACCAUAAAAGAAGACUACAAUCAAAGUGCCUUUCAUGUGGUGCAGGGUCAUGUGGAGGGUAGGUGUGGCAAGGAGAACAUGGACAGAUUUAGGGGUUGGCCGAGUGGACCACUGCCACCCCUUUUUCUGUGAAACUUUGUUUUAUUUUAAAAGAAUUUUCAGUAAAAUUAAUUGUACAAAAUUAAUAUCUCUUUGCUGGCAAGUGUCCUGACCACCCCGUUCUGAAUGUUCUGGAUCUUACCCCUUGGGGUAUGUGCCCUUGGGUAUCCCACGUGCUUCCAUGGAAGGGAUAUAAUUUUGGGGGACUGAAAAGUACAGUUGAGCAUAUUUUAGUGACCAGGGACCCACAUUUGUUGUAACAAAAUAAUAUGUCAUGUUUGUUUUUAAUAAAGAAAAGUGUUGGCAAAAAAGCUAUUCUGGACUUAUUAUCACACUUCAGAAACUAUUUUCCUUUAGUAGCUGGUGCUUCUGUGACAAGCUUUUAGAUCUAGCCCCGCUGAUAAAACCAUCAGGAUAGGCGUUUAGAACUUGGAAUUGCAUGAAAACAAUAUUAUCAUAAUUUUAUUAUGAUAGUGGUUAACUAUUGUGUUUUGGGUAUCGUUCCAUGUCUCUUCAAAUCUUUUGUAUCACAUCAUUAUUUUAGUGAUGACAUAAAGUUGCACACAUUCUGACAUUCUGAAUCUUGAGUGCAAAAAUAGUCGGUCAAGUGAUUUUUGCACUUCACGGGGUCCCUUUUGAGCUCAAAGAGAUUGAGUGGAAAAAUAAGCUCUUUGCAUGACUUGAUCAUGUGAUCAACUUUGGUAAACACGAAAACAGUUUACUUUUCAAAAAUUUUGUUAGCACAAGCUGAAAGAGCAUUUUAAAAAUUGGUAACCUGAGAAUUUUCAGCCAAAUAUCUCAAAAGUAGUGAUUGCAACGGCCGCCGAAAGUUGGAAGCAUUUGUUUGAGAAAAACAACUUUUGCCAUCCAGUCACGCUUGCAUGGUUUUCCAUACAAAUCCUUGUAAUUUGGAAAUUUUCAUAACCGUUAGGAAAUAUUUCCUUAAGCAUUACAGGGCUCAAAUUUCCUUUUAAUUCAUAACAGACAAUUCGAGCCAUUAAAUGCGUAAGACGACAGUUUAACAAUUUUAAACUUAACAAGGAUUUGUAUGGAAAAACAUUCAAGCAUGACUGGGUGGCAAUAGUUGUUUUUCUCAUACAAAUGCUUCUAACAGCAGGCGGCCGUUGCAAUAGCUACUUUUGAGAUAAAACGGCUGAAAAUUCUCACGUUUCCUAAUUUUAAUAAUUUUAUGCUCUUUCAGCUCGUGCUAACAAAAUUUUUUAAAAGCGAACUGUUUUUGUGUUUACAGGAAGUUGAUCAUGUGAUCAAGUCAUGCAAAGAGCCUAUUAUAUUGACUUUUUAAUGGUUUAUUUAUAGCAUGAAUGCCUCAGCAGCCAUUGAAAAGGAGUGUUUAAAAGUUUGCAGUUGUUUCUUUUUGUUUUAUUAGGAUUAUUUAACCUGUACUUAGAACUGAUGAUCUUUUUCAUUUUCAGGAAACUCACAGGCCAUUUGAUAUACAUAAAUAUGGUGCAGAAAUACUUGAAUCAUUUAGAGGUAUAGUAAUUAUAAGCAUUAAACAAAAAUCGUGAACAUAAUAUUAAGUAAUAAAACUGUAACUUGAAAAGAAGUUGUCAUCGGAGAAAUACCAACAGGGUUGUCAAACUCAAGUAACUCAAGAAAAAGUAAUCUUUUGGUCAGGAAAACCCAGGAAUAUGUUUAGAAAAGGUUUGGGAAAAUCUUGGACGUUGUCAAUGUCAUUAAAAGUCAAGGAUUUUUUUAUUGUUUCUGGUAAGUCAGGUAACCCUCAGCUUGUGCAAUGUGCUGAAUUAGUGGGGUUACAUUGGUCAUCAACACUGCAGUUUAAACUGAAAACUCUUACAAAUUUUCCUCUUAAAGAUUGACAAGGGACUAAAAAAAUUACUAAGAGUGUACUGUUAUAAAAUUAGCGUUCAAAGUAAUAAACAUUACUGUGGUGUGUUACAUGACCUUUUUUUCCCUUUUGUUAAAUUUCUUUUGUUCUUUUGUUUGGUGUUCUUUUUUAGGAAAAUCUAAUCAGCACUUCAAAGAUGUAGCUGAUGGAAAGGUAAUGUACACGUUACCGGAGGGCAAUUUUUAGUUUUCAAAAGUAUUUUAAAAAAUAAUAUUUUUAAAUAAGGUAAUAAAUAAACUUCUAUUCUCUAAAUUCACUGUUUCGUGCUCUAUUAAUUUUCAGGAAUCAUUUGAAAUUUGCCGAUUAUUUCUAGCCACCUUACAGCUGGUAAGUCUGGCUACUGUAGUAAUAAUGGCACAAGCUGGUGUGGUAGCAAUCCUCAUCAACUUUGCCAAAGCUAAUAAAUUUAGUUUAGUGCAAUGAUCACAGUCAAACCUUGGUUUUCGUACACCUGCUUAAUACAGACACCUCACUAUUAUGGACACUUUUCUUUGUCGCUGGGGAAAGCCUUUACAUUUUUUCUAACUUUAACCAGCUUAUUGCAAACAGUGGACACUUGUUGCUUGCCCAGUUAACAGAUUCUCAUCUGAAGUCAACCUUGGUAAUGCAGACACUUUAUUAUCAACUGUGAGCUGAAAUAAAACUUUUCUUUUUUAAAAUAAAAAAGAUUCAAUUGUGAUGAUGCCUUUGUAAAGGUUAGAAAUGUUUAAUUUGACGAUGCUAUUGUCCUGUUUUAUUAUUUUCAUUAGUAUUUUGUUCAUUUAGAAGGUGUAUUUUCAAUGUAAAAAGCAUGACCUCAUUAUAAGGCAUUAAAACAGACACUUUCCAUGGCCCCCUCGGUGUUCAUUUUUACGGCAUUAGACUGUAUUUUAACUUUAUGUGCUUUUAUUAAUUGCUAGUAUGGCAUUCUUUUUUUUUUGUCGUUACAGGCAAAUAAUUACAAUGUAGAGAUCACUGCUGAUGGAGUUGGAGAGAAAGCAGUUGACACUAUGAAGCUUAGACUUAUAAAAACAACACCAGGGCAUGAAGCUAUAGCUAAUUUUAGAGGACACAGCUCACCAUGAUAAUUUUAACAACAUCUAUAAAAUACCUAGUUGUUUUUACAUUGUUUAUAUUUUUGUCAGAAAUAUCUAUUUUCAAAAAAAUGAAAAGAAAAGAAAGAAAACAAGAUGAUCUGAAGGUGUACAGAACAGAUCAUUGUUUAUAAUUGGUUGAGUUAAAAAACCAAUCUAUGUCACUUUAGAAAGUUGUUCAUUUUCUUUUAUUUGUACAUGUCAAGUUUGAAACUCUGACAUAAUACCCGGUAUUUCAUGAUCAACCAUCAAAAUUGUUCUAAAUGGACAGAUAAACAGACUGAUAUACUCAAAAGGAUUAUUUUUUGUCCAAAAUAAACCUCAUCCAGUUUUCACACAAAGAUGGAUUAUCUGUCCAACUGCAAUGACACAGAAUAUCCAACAGAUGACCUGUCUGAGAAUGAUUAUGUCUGUAGUGUGCAUAUGACCAUUCUAAGAAUGAAUUUUUUCUUUUCAUAGAGUCUUAGUGUGGUUGGAGAAAAUAUCCUCACUCAUCCUGUGGAGGCUCAUUUGAAAAUCUGAGGGGAAAGGGUCUUAACACCAAACAUUUUUACAAGGUUGAUAACUAACCAAAACUGAAAUUUCCAGUGGGUGGGAAUAAUUAUGACCAAAAAGUAUCGGAUCAUUAUAAGUUCUAAGUCAAUAAUUUGCCUUAAGUGAGA
Messenger RNA from Porites lobata, 18639 nucleotides. The record is from the annotation of a GenBank genome assembly. NCBI's taxonomy places the organism in Eukaryota, Metazoa, Cnidaria, Anthozoa, Scleractinia, Poritidae.